Messenger RNA from Dentiscutata erythropus, 576 nucleotides. Lineage: Eukaryota; Fungi; Glomeromycota; Glomeromycetes; Diversisporales; Gigasporaceae. The record is from the annotation of a GenBank genome assembly.
GAUUUUAUUUCUUUUCAAGUAUUAGCCACCCCUAUUACAAAAGAUAACAAUUUGACACAUAACCCAUCAAGUACUUAUACUAAUCUCAAGACACGACAAGAUGUAGAAAGUGGGAUUUCUAUCUAUAUACAAAUACCAGAGGAUACUGAGGGUUACUUUAGCUUGGGAGACAAAAUGUGUGCACAAACAAAUAGCGUAUAUAGUUUUUUGGUUUUCGAAAACUAUAAUUAUGGUGAUGAAUGUGGUCUAGGUGAUUAUCUUGAGACAGAUCAAAAUUUGAAACCUGAUCCUUCUCAAGCUGAUUGGCGGGUGCCUAAUACUGCUUUCUAUAAACCAGAUAUUGGAGAUCAUCGUAAUAUCAUGGUUCAAAUACCAGAAGGCGAUUAUAAAUGUUUAUUGUUUUAUUCAAUGUAUCCUGAUUUUAAAUUAUCUGUUGAAGAAAACCAUCAUGUUAUUGAUAUUUUUGAUUCAAAUCGAUACUUUAGCAUAGGAAAUUUAAUUAGUGAUGAAUGUCAAGGUGAUUUAUUAUCUACACCAUAUUUAGAACAAGGUUUCUAUAUCAGAGAAAAUUGGUGG